Ochlerotatus camptorhynchus is the source of this 1722-nucleotide messenger RNA. RefSeq lists its product as uncharacterized. The transcript has 5 exons. Bases 1 to 1722 code for a protein of 573 amino acids. Lineage: Eukaryota; Metazoa; Arthropoda; Insecta; Diptera; Culicidae. The record is from RefSeq and is a predicted model, not a curated record. Gene Ontology annotation, molecular function: zinc ion binding; nucleic acid binding.
AUGAAAGUACUGGAACCCCUUCCAUCUAGGCAGACGGACAACAAGAUCGUCCAUCAGCAACAACCACCACCGAAACCGAAAGCUUCAGCAAUCAAGGCAAGCUACAAUUCGAUUCAAUCGUCAGGAGGAAGAUGUGUGGCUUGUAAGGACAACCACCUUCUAUGCCAAUGUUCCGCAUUCCAAAGACUUUCUGUGGCGAAUCGGGAUUCUCUUCUGAAAUCUCAGGGACUUUGCCGGAAUUGCUUUCGAUCGGGGCAUCAGGCAAAGGAUUGCCAAUCCAAAUUUUCCUGUCGGAUCUGCAAGAACCGUCAUCACACCCUGGUUUGCUUCAAGUCGGAGAAGGAUCACACUGUAACGGUCGCAGCGAUUGCUGGAGGCAAUCAUUCUUCAAAUUCCAAGGAAUCCCAAGGCUCCUCAGGUUCCAAUUCAAUCGAACUGGCUAACGUGGCAGCCACUGACGUUUCGGUAUACGGACAAGGGGAUGCCAAGGUCAAACAUACAGUCCAAGCGGUCAUACGUUCGCGAAUCUCGGAUUUCUCGCGAGAUAUGAGGUUUUUGGUGCUACCCAAGGUGACUGCGAAUCUCCCUACAACCUCAAUCAACACGGAAGAGUGGAUUCUACCGAAUGGAAUUGAGCUAGCGGAUCCUGGAUUCUUCACGUACAAGGAAGUUGACAUUGUGCUAAGCAUCGAGGCUUUCUUCGAAUUCUUCGAAUCGGGGCGAAGGAUUACAAUCGGCAAACAUCUACCAAGCCUUACAGACUCGGUGUUCGGAUGGGUAGUAUGUGGUGGCUGUUCAACUCCUAUCAAUUCUCUACAAGUCAACUGCCAUUUCUCAACGUCCGAGGACUUAGAAAAGUUGAUGGCACGUUUCUGGUCGUGCGAGGAGGUGGAAGGUGAAGAAUUAUUUCAACGUGGAGUUCAAAGAGGUCGUCAUACUGUUCCCCUACCCAAAAACGAAGACGUUCUUCCAAACCUGGGCGAGUCACGGGACAUCGCAUUCCGACGUCUUCUCGGAACGGAACGGAGAUUGGCAAGGGACGCCAACUUACGGGACCAAUACAUCGGAUUCAUGGACGAGUACCUGAAACUGGGACACAUGCGCAAGGUCGAAGAAACUACGGAGGGACCGGUCAAACGGUGUUAUCUUCCCCAUCACCCGGUGGUCAAGGAGGCGGGUACCACCACCAAGAUCAGAGAAGUCUUCGACGCCUCGUGGCCAGUUGUGCAGGAAGAUUUGAGGUCAAUUAUCCUACGCAGUCGGAUGAAGCAGAUUCUCCUCGUAUCGGACGUCGAGAAGAUGUUCCGACAAAUCCAUACGUGGCUCAAGGAUCGACCACUCCAGUCCGUAGUCAGCAGCAACACACUGGCGGUACUAAGCCAACCGGUAUUUCCCAAUCAGUGUUGGAGUUGGCGGAUCAUCUCCACUGCCGAAUAUCGAAGGAGAUACACACCACUGAAGAAGGAAAUACUACAGAGUCAACAGAAUCUACUGAAGUCACAAGUGAAACUCCUGCAGAAGAAUCGACCACUGAAGAAGGAAGUACUACAGAAUCAACAGAAUCUACUGAAGUCACAAGUGAAACUCCUGCAGAAGAAUCGACCACUGAGGAAGGAAGCACUACAGAAUCAACAGAAUCUACUGAAGUAUAUUGGAAUGUCUAUAAUUUCUACGCAUGAUGCUCAUAUGUCCUCUAAGAUCACCUUCAAGGAAGUUCUGUGA